This is a messenger RNA of Amoebophrya sp. A120, 1855 nucleotides long. NCBI's taxonomy places the organism in Eukaryota, Dinophyceae, Syndiniales, Amoebophryaceae. The record is from the annotation of a GenBank genome assembly.
AUGAUGGCCCAUUGGGUUUCCAUGCGGUGUCAACUCCCUGUUCUGCGGACCACCAGGGACGGGAGCACGCAGCAAGCGUCUUGGCCUCAACAGUUUCUUGGCAGGAAUGAGACCGCAGCGCACGAAAAUGAUGGAGGUUCUAAAUUAUAGUUUUUUCCAAGUACCUGACAGCGAUGUAAUCACAAAGGGCAUUCUUGAUUCAGGUUGGGCAUCGAAGUUGGAAACUUUUUUCCGCGAAAAUAAAGCACCCAACUGUUUUUCCAACGAAAAUUUCUGAUCAAUCUCACUCUGGUACUGGAAUUGGCAUAGUGAUUUUUGCACAGGUGACGCCGAUACCGCCAUGGUCGUUGUUUCCGGCGGAGCGGAAACAGUGGAGGUAGACCUCGUUUGCGAAAAGAGAACGGAAGAAGUCGGCGACCAAGUGCUGUCGUCGUGUCGCCUUCGGGCAUACUGCCCUGAGACAGGACGAGACAUCAGUGAGCAUGCAUUAUGCGAUCGCCUGCGGAACCGGCGGUUUUGUGCUGACAAGGACCCCAAGGGAACACCAUUUGCGAUAAAUCACGUCUGCAUGCAGCAGAUGAGCCAUUGCGUUGACGGCGGCUCGCCAGGUGGAUACCUGUGUUUGCAGUUCUACCCGCAGCAACUUGUUCUAGGCAUGCCGCUUACGCUGGCUGACGACGAAAUCACAGGAGAAGAGGGUUGCCAUGACGUCGCCUUGGAGAAUGCGGAAGGACCCAAUCCGGAGGAUGUGCUUCGAGAGGAACUGGACGACGAAGGGAGCCAUGAAUCUUUCGCGACUAGUUCCCUGUGUGAUAGCAGAAUCGACGCCGGUGGGCAGGGCGGAUUUCUUGUCAUCCCCAUUUGCAACUACGGCUUCAAAUUGGUUUUUCCGGGGGAGGGCGAGGUCGAUACUCGCGGUCUGGAUUUGCUGACCCACGACUUGUGGAGCGAUGACAUGCUUAAAGCGCUGUACACACCGGCGCUGCAGCUUCGUCCACAUGCCGAUAGGACCAAACACGGCGUGUUCAGGGGAAUCCGCAAAGACGAGAAUUACGGAACUGGACUAGAGUAUCUGUAUUGUGAUCAGUACUUUAACACCGGCAGGGGGCUUCAAGACGACCGCGCGGAAAUGUUUGUCACAGACAGACCGAUAAAAGUAUGGAUGUUUCAGCGCCCCCUCGCGGCUGCAGAAGAAGAGGCUCCCUUCGACGAUGAGGAACAGCAAACGGAAAUUCGUGCGCGGUUGCAAGCCGCUGAUAAGUUUUACCGAACAGUGGAGCUAGGAUGGCCUGCAGUUUUCCGCGCAAUCAUUGAAACGGGUUUUUCGCCAGACGAAGUUCUUGCGCUGAACAUGCUGAAGCCGGAAGAUGCCCAAAAUCUUCGAAGUGACUGUGCCAGCUUUCAGAACGGGGUGCAGGAAAUCUACUGAGGCAUUCAAAGCUACGUGAUUUUGUCGAACGCCAUGUGCUACUACCCACAAAACAUCUAUUUUUUCCUAGACUCACAACACCCGAGUGCCAGUCUUAUUUCGAUAUUUCGGCAAGGAGAUCUAAGCAUUUUUUUCUUUCUAAAAGAAGGUGAGCGAACGUUCCUCGGAACUUCUUUUCCUCUUGACAAAAAUAGAGGAGAACUCACUACGUCUUAUCGGCAAGCACCUUUAACCUUUUGAUUUAUCCCAAUGAUUUACAACCCAGUAGCUUUUGACCGAGAAUUUAGAAUGAAAUAUGCAGAGCAAGCGUCGAUUGUCGACGUGGCUUCGCUCAUUUUUUUUGAACGAGAAGAAUCAAAGACAACAGCACACGCCUAUCAUGCCGCCUCCUGCUUGAGACGGCCUGUUCGAAAAACAUAAAGAAGG